GAAGGAAUGGAAAACUUGUAUGUGCGUAAGUAUGUGUGUGUGCGCAAGGGGGUGGAUCUGUAAGUUAGGAAGAUGGCUUGCAGAUGGGACCACCCACACAAGCCCACACACACCUGGACAGAGGUAAUACAGAACCUUCAGCACCUCAGCUGAGUCAAGAGAACUCACACAGACAAAACACCAUGUCUUCCGCAAAAGAUGCAGUAACUGACUGGGAUGCAGACUUUACAUACGACUAUAAAACUCUGCGUGUGGGAGGACUGGUCUUUGCCGGGGUGGUCGUGCUCCUUUCCUUUGUUCUGUUGCUUGGUAACAAGGUCAGAAACUGUGGCAAAACCAAGCGUAAACCUGUUGCAGAAGAAGAUUACUGAGCCAAGCAGUGGAAGCAACCGAAAAACACAAAAGGAUGCAAGAAUAUGCUACUGUCAAUUGUUAAGUGUGUGACAUGAAAACAUUUUGUAUUAAUAAAGUAUAUGUAACCGAAA
Molecule: messenger RNA, 485 nt
Organism: Xiphophorus maculatus (southern platyfish)
Lineage: Eukaryota; Metazoa; Chordata; Actinopteri; Cyprinodontiformes; Poeciliidae
Product: sodium/potassium-transporting ATPase subunit gamma-like
Exons: 6
Coding region: 84-371 (95 amino acids)
Biological process (GO): regulation of sodium ion transmembrane transporter activity
Cellular component (GO): membrane
Molecular function (GO): sodium channel regulator activity
Source: RefSeq, a predicted model, not a curated record